GCAUUGUCGCCGGGGCUCAGUCCUCUUCCGCCGUGUCUCUCUCUCGCACUCUCUAGGAGGUCACCGGAGCUCUGUACACUUCCGACGUGUCUCUCGCACUCUGAAAGCUACUGCUGAUUUGCGCUGUUUCAAGCUCUAUACACCAUUGCAAGGACAGAACAUAACAACUAAUCAAAAUCUUGGGAAAUCAAGUGCUCAAGUCUUUUCUAUGUUUUCACAACGUCAUCUCUCUCCACAACUGUAUAUACAUCAACGACAAACACCUUGCGAUGUCAAUGCUCAACCAUCCAAAUGUCGAAAGCUCAAAAGGUACCCUGGAAAAACAAAAAUCUGCAGUCUGAGACUCCCUAUCUCUGAAAACUUGCCUUCCAAAGCCCAUUCUCAAUCUCCCUCGACAUUUCUGGAAUAUGUUGAUGGUAGCACAGCUGGUCAUUGGCUUCAGUCCUGCUCUAAGAUUGAGGAAGUUAAGAAGGUACAUACUGUUGUUCUAAAGUAUUUAAAGGAUCCAGGAGUUUAUGUUAACAAUAACUUGAUUAGUAUGUACAUAAAAUUCGGAAACUUGAAAGUUGCUCGCGGCGUGUUUGAUGAUAUGUCGGAGAGAAAUGUCGUUUCUUGGACUGCAAUGCUGAAUGGCUAUGAAAGACACGGUGAUGCGACUGAAGCUUUGAGUCUAUUCAUGGAGUUUGUCAACAGAGGUUUCUUAGGUAAUGCGCAGACGUACGUUUGUAUACUGAACUUGUGCAGCCGAGUUUAUGAUUUCGAUCUCGGAAGACAGCUACAUGCUCGUAUUAUAAAGACCCGAGUGAGUAAUUUGAUUCUUGAUUGUGCUGUUUUGCAUUUUUAUGCUCGGUGCUGCGAUCUCGAUUCUGCAUUCGAAGUCUUUGAUCGAAUUCAGAACCGGGAUUUGAUUGUCUGGACAACCAUGAUCACAGCUUGCUCGCAAAAUUUGCGCGGGCAGGAGGCUUUUGUUCUUCUAUCAGAAAUGCUGUUAAAUGGACUUGAUCCGAAUGAAUUUACUCUUUGCAGUGUAUUGAAUGCUUGUGGUGAGGAAAAGGAGCUACGAUUCGGGAAACAAAUACACAGUCUCGUCGUUAAAAGGGGCUAUGUCGUCGACGUAUAUAUCGGGACUUCUUUGGUCGAUAUGUAUGCCAAGUGCGCGAAAAUCGACGACUCAAGGGCGAUAUUCGACAGUAUGAACAGGCGUAACGCUAUCACGUGGAAUUCUAUAAUAUCGGGAUAUGCUCAAAACGGAAUGGGAGAUGAAGCUAUAUCACUCUUCGUAGUGAUGACAAGAUUAAAAGUGCCAGGAAACAGCUUAACCAUGGUCAGCAUCCUUCGAUCUUGCGGCUUACUCCGCGCUUUAUCGACGGGUAAGGAAGUUCAUGCUCAAAUUGUCAAGAAAUACUUACCGACCAAUAUUUUCAUCGGGAGCGCGCUCGUGUGGUUCUAUUUCAAGUGUCGGGACUACACUUCCGCGUCCGACGUUCUCCGGAAUCUGUCGAAUAAAGACGUAGUUUCAUGGACCGCAAUGAUUUCCGGCUGUUCUGGCGUCGGCCACGAAUACGAAGCGCUAGAAUACUUGAAAAAAAUGUUGGGCGAAGGUGUCGAGCCGAACUCGUUCACUUAUUCGUCAGCGCUGAAAGCGUGCGCGAAAUUGGAGGAUAUUCAGCAGGGCAAACUUAUUCAUUCGUCGAUAAAUAAGACCCCGGCAUUGUCGAACGUGUUUGUCGGCAGUGCUUUGGUUAAUAUGUAUUCGAAAUGUGGGUAUCUUCCGGAGGCUGUUCGAGUGUUCGAUAGUAUGCCGGAGAAGAAUUUGGUGUCGUGGAAAGCUAUGAUUGUAGCUUAUGCUCGAAACGGGCUUUGCGACGAGGCUUUAAAGCUUGUGUAUCGGAUGCGGGCUGAAGGCGUCGACGUCGACGAUUAUGUACUUUCUGUUGUUCUUACGUCCUGUGGAGAUUUUAAAUGGCACCGGGAACGUUCUUCACUGCCUGAGCAUUAUGUGAUGCCUUAGAUGAACAGAGCAAAUAUCGUUAAGGUAAAUUUAUUUUCGUAGUUGCACAAAGUUAGAUGCUUGCUUUAGUAUACAAGUUUUUAAUUGUUUUGAGUGUUAGAAUUAUGAAAAAAGUUGCUCAGUACAUCUGUUAUGCCUUGAAAAUAUUGAGAUUGGUACGGUUAAAAAAGAAGAUAUUUUUCAAAGUGUUCGUUAAUAAUAAUUUUUGUUAGGAAAGAAUAUUAUAUCAGAUGUUCUUGUUGCUCAU
Molecule: messenger RNA, 2258 nt
Organism: Andrographis paniculata
Lineage: Eukaryota; Viridiplantae; Streptophyta; Magnoliopsida; Lamiales; Acanthaceae
Product: pentatricopeptide repeat-containing protein At4g18520, chloroplastic-like
Exons: 2
Coding region: 209-2011 (600 amino acids)
Biological process (GO): RNA modification
Cellular component (GO): intracellular membrane-bounded organelle
Molecular function (GO): RNA binding; protein binding
Source: RefSeq, a predicted model, not a curated record